Messenger RNA from Manduca sexta (tobacco hornworm), 839 nucleotides. Its product is annotated as selenoprotein S. Lineage: Eukaryota; Metazoa; Arthropoda; Insecta; Lepidoptera; Sphingidae. Gene Ontology annotation, biological process: endoplasmic reticulum unfolded protein response; retrograde protein transport, ER to cytosol. Bases 139 to 633 code for a protein of 164 amino acids. The record is from RefSeq and is a predicted model, not a curated record. Gene Ontology annotation, cellular component: Derlin-1-VIMP complex; Derlin-1 retrotranslocation complex; endoplasmic reticulum membrane. The transcript is spliced from 6 exons.
CCCACAUAACUAUUCAAUGUUUGGAUGCGUGGUUCUAUCUGUCACUUCUGCAAUCUGCUGUCAAGUGCCAACAUUCGUCAUUUCUGAAAUCAAAAUUGUGUUUGGGAAUUUUGAUAUUCUUUAAUUUACGGUAAAGAAAUGGAGUCGGUGGUCGAUGAACAACAGUCGUUUGGGUCCAUGCUGUUGACGCCUGCGUCUGUCGUACUGCAGUUCCUGGCUACAUAUGGGUGGUAUGUGGUGGGUGCAACAGCAGCUGCAUUGUACUUACUCAAUAAGUUGAAGAAAAGGUAUGCAGCAUACCGGCAAGCCAAGGAGGAUGCAGAGUAUCAUAAAGAUCCAGACAAGGCUCUAGCUCGCAUGGAGGCGUUCCAGCGAGCUCGUGAGCAACAACAGGAAAUGCUGCGUGAGGCCUCCCGACGUGCACGUGAGGCACAAGAAAAGCUGGCUGAGAAGAAGCGUAAUGACACGAUCCAGCGACUCAAGCGAUACGGUGCCGACGCCGGGCGCAGAUUAGCCGAAAUGGACGACGGUAUUUUUUUUUAUGCAAGUUACCUGCCGCUGAGUGGCGGCGCGUCCACCUCAACAUAUCGCGCUCCCAAGAAGAAGUGUCCCGGCGGUGGCUGCGGCCGCUAGAGCGCGUUUCAAUUCGUCGCUAUCAAACUCUCACCAACAGAUGGCGCGCUAACCCUGAUUUACUAAAAUAUGUUUUUAUUUGAAAUGAUUUGAUCAUGUAAUAUAAUUAUUGUAAUUAUUGUUUAUACAACAAAUUCAUCUGAAUUCCAUUGUAUAUUGGCUGAAUAGUUACAUUAAAAAGGUUUAAGGUGCUAAGUACUACCCAA